This is a messenger RNA of Helianthus annuus (common sunflower), 2284 nucleotides long. Its product is annotated as putative pentatricopeptide repeat-containing protein At1g77010, mitochondrial. The record is from RefSeq and is a predicted model, not a curated record. Lineage: Eukaryota; Viridiplantae; Streptophyta; Magnoliopsida; Asterales; Asteraceae. Gene Ontology annotation, molecular function: protein binding; RNA binding. The transcript has a single exon. Bases 207 to 2243 code for a protein of 678 amino acids. Gene Ontology annotation, biological process: RNA modification.
AAAAAAAACAGCAGUAUUAGCAAGUCGAUAAACCCUUUGAUCAUUUGGGGGAUAUCACAACUGUAAUUUCAUGUGCAAUAUCCAUAUAAGUUAUCAUCCAAAUUAUAUGAACUCUAAUGACAAGAAAAACUUCGUAUCAACAACAACUAGUAUCUUGUAUUGUAGAUUAGAGUUGGGUAAAAUUGCAGUUAUUUGAAGCCUGCCAUAUGGAUCUUGAUUGGCAAUCAUGUGCACGUUUACUACAAACCAUCACAUCCAAUUCCUUAACCAAACAAGGACAACAAUUGCACAUCUUAUUGCUCAAAAGGGGCAUGUUACUGUCCUCAAUCACCUUAUCAAACCGUCUUAUUCAAAUGUACUGCAAAUGUGGUUACUUGUAUGACGCCCGCAAACUGUUCGAUGAAAUGCCACAAAGAAACUACUUCACAUGGAACUCUAUGAUUGAAGGGUACGUGAAAUCGCGAAACGAGCAAGAGUCUUUGCGUUUGUUUUACGCGAUGCCCGACAAGAAUAGUUUCUCUUGGAACAUGAUCAUAUCCGGGUUUGUUAAGGCGGGGAAGUUGGAUCUUGCAAGAGAGUUUUUUGAUAAAAUGCCGGUGAAAAAUGGGGUGGCUUGGAAUUCCAUGAUUCAUGGGUAUGCUCAAAACGCGCAGUCUUUGAGAGCAGUUAGUCUGUUUAAAGAUAUGAAGUCGGGACCAUGUUGUUUCGAUGCGUAUGUUUUGGCUACUGUGUUUGGUGCUUGUGCUGAUUUAGCGGUUAUUAAGUUAGGAAAAGCAAUUCAUGCUUGCAUAGUCAUCGAUGGGGUCGAAUUUGACUCGGUUUUAGGAAGUUCGAUAGUCAACAUGUACGGGAAAUGUGGCGAUCUGGACUAUGCUAGCCUAGUACUACAUAGGCUGCCAUACGCCGACGAUUUCUCUCUAUCGUCAUUGAUCUCUGCAUACUCUAAUAGUGGCAGGGUUAACGAUGCAAACCGAAUUUUUCGUAUGAAAGAUAACCCUUGUGUUGCUUUAUGGAACUCUUUGAUAUCCGGUUAUAUUGUAAAUAAUAUGGCAAUGGAAGCGCUUCUAAUCUUCGGUGAAAUCAGAAGACGUGGAACUCGAGAAGAUGUUUCUACUAUUGCGAGUGUUUUGAGUGCAUGCGAUUUGUUAGGUGUCGUGGAUUACGCAACACAAAUGCAUGCACACGCUUGUAAAUUUGGAGUGACCCGUGAUCUUAUCGUUGCAUCCGUGCUGGUGGACACUUAUUCCAAGUGCGGUAUGCCGAAUAGCGCGUGUAAGUUAUUUAGUGAGUUAGAUACACACGACACAGUUUUGUUGAAUUCAAUGAUUACGGUUUAUUGUACCUGUGGAAGAAUCGAAGACGCUAAAGAGCUUUUUCAAAGCAUACGAUCUAAAACGUUGAUCUCGUGGAACUCAAUGAUAUCAGGGUUAAGUCAAAAUGGUUAUUCAACCGAAGCACUUGCAUGGUUUUGCGAACUGAACACAAACGGUUUUAGAACCGACAGAUUCAGCCUUGCUAGUGGGAUUAGCGCGUGUGGUGCAAUUUCUUCACUCGAAUUCGGUGAACAGCUAUUCGCUAGAGCUACUGUUGUCGGUCUUGAAUCUGAUAAAAUUGUUUCAACCUCAAUGAUCGACUUGUUUUGCAAAUGUGGGCUGGUUCAUAACGGUAGAAAAAUCUUUAGUCAAAUGGUACACGUUGACCAAGCUUCUUACAACUCCAUGUUAAUGGGUUACGCUACAAAUGGUUAUGGAACCGAAGCAUUGGAAUUGUUUAACGAUAUGAGAAAGUUAAACGUUACGCCUACAAAUAUUACAUUUACUGCUGUUCUAUCUGCGUGUGAUCACUGCGGUUUAGUUGAAGAGGGAUUAAAAUGGUUUCAUUUAAUGAAACACGAGUAUUUUAUUGAUCUGGGAAUUGAACAUUAUUCUUGUACGGUAGAUCUUUUCUCGCGCGUUGGUCGACUAGAGGAAGCUAUAAGUUUAAUUACAUACAUGCCGUUCGAUGCUGAUGUAAGCAUGUGGUCAUCGGUUUUACGAGGGUGUUUAGCUCAUGGUGAUACAAUUCUGGGGAGGAAAGUUGCGGAGAAAAUAAUAACGCUUGACCCGAAGAACGCAGAUGCGCAUGUGCAGUUAUCGAGCAUUUUUGCUACUUCUGGGGACUGGACGCGAUCGGAACAAGUUAGAAAGUUAAUGAGUGAUGAGAGGAUGCAAAAAGUUUCUGGUAGAAGUUGGGUUGACCCAUGAGGAUAGUUGUUAUGCUUAAGAAAAUCCGAAAAGUAAAAAUA